AUGUACGAUCCUGCCAUUCAUUUGACAAACGAAGAAUACCUGGCCAAAAAUACCACCACAAAAAAAAUUGAUGUACAAGCAGAAAUAGAAGAGCUUCAUUUGUACAUGAUUGGAAUGUGUGGCAGUUCAGAUACUGACCAGGUGCUUUCCAUAACAACAAGAAGAGAAUGUCUAAGAGAUCUGUCAAAAGAAGUUCAGAUUCAAGAUGGCGAAAUUAAGGAUACAAUGAGAUUUAUGAAUGGAGAUAAUCCAAGCGUUGAGUUUGAAGAUGGAACUCAGAAAGGUGACCAUCGGGGUUGUGUUGGCUGUGAUGGAGAAAUGAGUAAUUCCUUCGACUUUGAGUAA
Messenger RNA from Pocillopora meandrina, 345 nucleotides. Lineage: Eukaryota; Metazoa; Cnidaria; Anthozoa; Scleractinia; Pocilloporidae. The record is from the annotation of a GenBank genome assembly.